This is a messenger RNA of Coregonus sp. 'balchen', 14506 nucleotides long. NCBI's taxonomy places the organism in Eukaryota, Metazoa, Chordata, Actinopteri, Salmoniformes, Salmonidae. The record is from the annotation of a GenBank genome assembly.
UUACCUCAUCUAGGAACCUGCCUGUCCUCUAUUAGUCUGCUCAUCUACCGUAAAACAUUUGUCACCUGGCUCUCUGUGUGUUACUUUGUUUCAGAUCGACAGUGUUCAGAGUCUCUUGCAGUGCCCCAGUGUGUUGAUUUGUGUGGGCCGUGAGCCCUCCCACCCCAACAUUCUGGAGAACUUCCGGAAAAACUCAGAUGACAAACUUCCACGACUGAGGCCAAAGUCACUGGGACGCUCCAGCAUGGCCGAACAGGAGAGUAAGAAAAAUGGUAUGACUAUAUCAAUCACUCACUCAAUCAAUCACUCACUCACUCACUCACUCACUCACUCACUCACUCACUCACUCAAACAUAUCAAUCAAUCACUCACUCACUCACUCACUCACUCACUCAAGCCAAUCAAUCAAUCACUCACUCACUCACUCACUCACUCAAGCAUAUCAAUCAAUCACUCACUCACUCACUCACUCAAGCAUAUCAAUCAAUCAAUCACUCACUCACUCACUCAAGCAUAUCAAUCAAUCAAUCAAUCAAUCACUCACUCACUCACUCACUCAAGCAUAUCAAUCAAUCACUCACUCACUCACUCAAGCAUAUCAAUCAAUCAAUCACUCACUCACUCAAGCAUAUCAAUCAAUCAAUCACUCACUCACUCACUCAAGCAUAUCAAUCAAUCACUCACUCACUCAAGCAUAUCAAUCAAUCAAUGACUCACUCACUCACUCACUCAAGCAUAUCAAUCAAUCAAUCACUCACUCACUCACUCACUCAAGCAUAUCAAUCACUCACUCACUCACCCACUCACUCACUCAAGCAUAUCAAUCACUCACUCACUCAAUCAAUCAAUCAAUCAAUCAUUACAUCUACAGCUGUCAUCAAGUGCUUAUAAACCAACUUACACCAACAAUAUCUUAAUAUCUUUAAAUUUCUGUCAUUUCCCAAAUAUUUCUUUCUAGAAAUAUACUGCUAUUAUGUUAAGCAAAGCAAUUCCUUUGCCAAAUGAGAAGUCACUGUGCUGGCCAUCAGAUACUGUCAAUACUGAGUGUACAAAACAUUACCAACACCUGCUCUUUCCAUGACAGACUGACCAGGUGAAACCAGGUGAAAGCUAUGAUCCCUUAUUUAUGUCACUUGUUAAAUCCACUUCAAUCAGUGUAGGUGAAGGGGAGGAGACAGGUUAAAGAAGGAUUUUUAAGCAUUGAGACGAUUGAGACAUGGAUUGUCAGAGGGUGAAUGAGCAAGACAAAAGAUUUAAGUGCCUUUGAACGGGGUAUGGUAGUAGAUGCCAGGCGCGCCGGUUUGUGUCAAGAACAGCAACACUGCUGGGAUUUUCCUGCUCAACAGUUUCCCGUAUGUAUCAUGAAUGGUCCACCACCCAAAGGACAUCCAGUCAACUUGAUACAAUUGUGGUAAGCAUUGGAGUCAACAUGGCCCAGCAUCCCUGUGGAACACUUUCGUCACCUUAUAGAGUCCCGACGAAUUGAGGCUGUUCUGAGGGCAAAAGGGGGAUGUGCAAGUCAAUAUUAAGAAGUUGUUCUUAAUGUUUGGUAUACUCAUUAUUGAUAUUCAGCAACGUAUCUGCUAAUUCUUGUAAGAACUGUAUGAACUGGUUUUACUGGAAAAUGUAGAUUUCCUCAGCGUCAGGCUUCUUGUAAACCUAACUGAUCAUGUAUGUUCCUCUCUGCUUUUCACUUCUACAGGUGGCUUAGGACUUGAGACAAAUAAAAGUGUCAUCCACUUAAGAUCUGAAUUCAUCAACCGGUCAGCCAGGCAUUCCAUAUCAUCUGACAAAUCACUCCCACCAAUCAACUCUACAUCCCCGGCCCAUGUUGGCCCCUGCCCUCAUUCAAGUGAAGGCUUGAUGGAGGAUGACAUCGAGAAAAGGGUACUAGUCAACAAAGACGGCAGCUUGUCAAUGGAAAUGAAAGUGCAUUUCCGACUACUGAACGACGAGACGCUGCAUUGGUCCACACAAAUAAAGAAGUCGGUAGGAACAGCCAAUGAACACCUCCAAGGAUACCACGACAACUGCUCUCUUCGGCAGAGCAGUGCGGAAAGCUGUUCCGAGCCGGAGCCCCUUUCACCAGGCGAGGCCGACGAUGCCUACGUCACCGAGCUGCACCAGAAGCAUCUGGAGGACCCUCACUGUCAGCACUGCUGCGGCCACUGCCAGGAGUACGAGAUCUGGAAGAGCCAUAUUUCCAGCGGGCGGGGGACUGUCCGCCACAUUACCUCCUCCAGCUCCAGUGCCUCCUCACACACCGUUGUACGUAAAAAGGGAUCGGUGGAGACCAUGUCCAGUGAGGAGAUCACCGAGCACGUGGCGGAGAAGACUGCUUGCUUUCAGCAGACUGUGGAGGAGGAAGGGGGCGACACCACGAUGGAAUACUGCACCAUCAGCCGCGGCAGCAGCAGGAACAAAGUGCGCUCGACGACGACGUCCGUCAAGAGUGAGACCAGGUCUUCCACCGGGGAGAAGAGCAAGAGCCUCAGCAAGAGCGAGUGCAUUACAACCCAGGCGUCGGAUAACGACGAGGCCACAGCUGACGGUUCAUCCUCCGCUCCCUCCAAGGAGUCUCAGAGCGAGGUCAGCGUCAAGAUCACUGACGCAGAGGAAGAGGAGCGGCCUGUGUCUGCAGUUAGUCUUUCCUCUCAGAUCCUGGCAUCGCUCAGGGAAGACCAGGAUGAUGAGGAUGACGACCUUCCACCAAGUGUUUCGAGAGCAUGUGCAUGUUCUCAGAAUAGUAAUGCCGAUGAGGAGGAACCCACUAGAAGUGCUGUUUUGAACGCAGCAGCAACACCUACGCAACAUUUAUCUCCCAGGCCUCCGAGUAGUAAGGCAUCUUCUGUGCGCUCUACCAAGUCCAAGAAGUCAGUCAAAGUUGUGUCUCUGGCACCAUCAGAUGGACAAGAUGACCAAGAAUCAAACAACUGUGAGUGUGAAGGAUCUGAUGAAGCAGAACAAGCAAUGGAAGCUGAUGAUGGAAAUGCUGAAACUGCAGCAGAAGAGGAGAGUCAAGAAGCAAACCCUUCAGAGGACACUGAAACCAAAGACCUAGAAACAAAGGAGAGGGCAAUGAGCUCACUGUCUGCCAAAUCAAAUGUCUCUACCAGAUGUAGGAAGUCCAACGUUGGGGAUUCAGGAGUUCAUUCAGGAGCGCAACCAUCAAGUGCCAUGUCAGUCAAAUCAAAUACCUCAGCCAAGUCAAGGAAGUCCAAUGUUUCAGCUGUAGAAGAUGUAGAAGUACAGGAACAUCAAACAGACAAAAGAUCCUCAAGUGCCAUGUCAGUUCAAUCAAAUGCCUCAACAAGAUCUCAGUCUAAAAUGGCAGAAGUGGCAGCUGAAGAAAACGUUACACCAGAAGAAGAUGAAAAAAGAGCAUCAAAUGCUUUGUCAGUUAAAUCUAACGCAUCAAGAAAGUCAAAGGUUUCUCAUGUUCCCGCUGAAGGAAAAGCAGAAAAGGAAUUGGAAGAAACUGAAGAGAGGGCACAUAGUGCAAUGUCUGCUACGUCUAAUGUUUCUGCAACAUUAAAGUCCAAGGUUUCUGAACUUUGUUUCAAAGAAACCGAAAGAGCAUCCAGUGCUAUGUCUGCUAAGUACAAUAUGUCAGAAAGACACAAGAAAUAUGACAUUUCUGAUGAUUCCGCUGCAGAAGAUGAUCAAACUCUUCCAGCUGAGGAAAACGAAGAAGAGGAAUUGGGAAAAGCUGAAGAGAGAGCAGCUAGUACUAUGUCUGCUAAAUCAGCCAAGUCCAAUAAACUAAGUUCAAAGAACUUCAAGGUUUCUGAACUUUGUCCAGAAGAAGAAUUUAGAGCAGCCAGUGCAUUGUCUGGAAAAUCUGCUGUUUCGGCAAGAUGCAAGAAAUCCAAAGUUGUUCCUACUGAAGAAAAUGCAGAAGUAGAACAAACUGAAGAGAGAGCAUCCAGCGCUACAUCUACUAAGUCUAAUGCUUCAGCAAGAUCAAGAAAGUCUAAAGCUUCAGAAGUUGCUGCUGAGGAAACAGCAGAAGGUGAUGUCGGGGAAACUGAGGAAAGAGCUGAAGAAAAUGCGGCAGAUGAGGUAAAGGAAACUGCCGAGGAAAACUCAGAAGAUGAGGUAAAGGAAACAGCCGAGGAAAACGCAGAAGAUGAGGUAAAGGAAACAGCAGAGGAAAACGCAGAAGAUGAGGUAAAGGAAACAGCAGAGGAAAACGCAGAAGCAGAUGAAACUGAAGAGAGAGCAGCUAGUACUAUGUCAGAUAAGUCUAAUGUUUCUGCAAGAUCAAAGAAAACCAAGGUUUCUCAACUUUGUGCUGAAGAGCGAAAUGGCAGAUCAUCCAGCGCCAUGUCUUCUAAGUACAACCGGUCAGCAAGAUACAAGAAAUACUACGUUCCUUAUAAUCCCGCUGGAGAAGAGGAUCAAACUGAAGAGAGACCAUCUAGUGGUAUGUCUGCUAUGUCUGCUAAGUCCAAUAUUUCUGAUGAUCCUUCUGAAGACAACGCAGAAGAUGAAGUUGAGGAAACUGAGGAGAGAGCACCUAGUGCUAUGUCUGCUAAGUCUAAUGUCUCAGCAAGAUCGAGGAAAUCUAAAGCUGCUGAGGAAGAAACUGAAGAGGGAGCUGAAGAAAGUGCAGAAACUGAGGUAGCAGAAGAAACAGAGAACAGAGCUCCCAGUGCUAGGUCUUUUAAAUCCAAUGUUUCUGCAAGAUCAGCGAAGUCUAAAGCUUUAGAAGUUCCUCCUGUGAAAAAUGGAGAAGAGGAAUUGGAAGAAAUUGAAGCGAGAGCACCCAGUUCUUUGUCUGAUAAGUCAACUAAGUCCAAUGUCUCUGCAACAUCAAAGAAGUCCAAGGUUUCUGAACUUUGUGUCGAAGAAACCGAGAGAGCAUCCAGUGCUAUGUCUGCUAAAUCAGCUAAGUCUAAUGUGUCUGCAAGAUCAAAGAAGUCCAAGGUUUCUGAACUUUGUGUUGAAGAACCUGAAAGAGCAUCCAGUGCUAUGUCUGCUAAGUCCGCUAAGUCCAAUGUCUCUGCAACAUCAAAGAAGUCCAAGGUUUCUGAACUUUGUGUUGAAGAACCUGAAAGAGCAUCCAGUGCUAUGUCUGCUAAGUCCGCUAAGUCCAAUGUCUCUGCAACAUCAAAGAAGUCCAAGGUUUCUGAACUUUGUGUCGAAGAAACCGAGAGAGCAUCCAGUGCUAUGUCUGCUAAAUCAGCUAAGUCUAAUGUGUCUGCAAGAUCAAAGAAGUCCAAGGUUUCUGAACUUUGUGUCGAAGAAACCGAAAGAGCAUCCAGUGCUAUGUCUGCUAAGUACAAUAUGUCAGAAAGACACAAGAAAUAUGACAUUUCUGAUGAUUCCGCUGCAGAAGAUGAUCAAACUCUUCCAGCUGAGGAAAACGAAGAAGAGGAAUUGGGAAAAGCUGAAGAGAGAGCAGCUAGUACUAUGUCUGCUAAAUCAGCCAAGUCCAAUAAACUAAGUUCAAAGAACUUAAAGGUUUCUGAACUUUGUCCAGAAGAAGAAUUUAGAGCAGCCAGUGCAUUGUCUGGAAAAUCUGCUGUUUCGGCAAGAUGCAAGAAAUCCAAAGUUGUUCCUACUGAAGAAAAUGCAGAAGUAGAACAAACUGAAGAGAGAGCAUCCAGCGCUACAUCUACUAAGUCUAAUGCUUCAGCAAGAUCAAGAAAGUCUAAAGCUUCAGAAGUUGCUGCUGAGGAAACAGCAGAAGGUGAUGUCGGGGAAACUGAGGAAAGAGCUGAAGAAAAUGCAGAAGAUGAGGUAAAGGAAACAGCAGAGGAAAACGCAGAAGAUGAGGUAAAGGAAACAGCAGAGGAAAACGCAGAAGAUGAGGUAAAGGAAACAGCAGAGGAAAACGCAGAAGAUGAGGUAAAGGAAACAGCAGAGGAAAACGCAGAAGCAGAUGAAACUGAAGAGAGAGCAGCUAGUACUAUGUCAGAUAAGUCUAAUGUUUCUGCAAGAUCAAAGAAUACCAAGGUUUCUCAACUUUGUGCUGAAGAGCGAAAUGGCAGAUCAUCCAGCGCCAUGUCUUCUAAGUACAACCGGUCAGCAAGAUACAAGAAAUACUACGUUCCUUAUAAUCCCGCUGGAGAAGAGGAUCAAACUGAAGAGAGACCAUCUAGUGGUAUGUCUGCUAUGUCUGCUAAGUCCAAUAUUUCUGAUGAUCCUUCUGAAGACAACGCAGAAGAUGAAGUUGGGGAAACUGAGGAGAGAGCACCUAGUGCUAUGUCUGCUAAGUCUAAUGUCUCAGCAAGAUCGAGGAAAUCUAAAGCUGCUGAGGAAGAAACUGAAGAGGGAGCUGAAGAAAGUGCAGAAACUGAGGUAGCAGAAGAAACAGAGAACAGAGCUCCCAGUGCUAGGUCUUUUAAAUCCAAUGUUUCUGCAAGAUCAGCGAAGUCUAAAUCUUCUGAAGUUCCUCCUGAGGAAAACAGAGACAAAGAAUUGGAAGAAAUUAAAGAGAGAGGACCUAGUGCUAUGUCUGCUAAGUCAGCUAAGUCUAAUGCUUCUGCAAUAUCAAGGAAAUCCAAUGUGUCCGUCAGAUCCAAGAAAUCAAAAGCUUCUGAAGUUCCGGCUGAAGCAGAAGUGGAUGAAAAGAAGGACGGAGCACCUAGCGCAAUGUCAAAGGUUUCUCAACUUUGUCCUGAAGAAGUAAAUGAAGAGAGAGCACCCAGCACGUUGUCUGGUAGGUCUGCUGUUUCGGCAAGAUGCAAGACAUCUAAAGCUUCUGAAGUUCCUGAUGAAGACAGCCCUGAAGAUGAAGUAGGUGAAACUGAAGAGAGAGCGCCUAGUGCUAUGUCUGCUACGUCCGAAGCUUCAAAGAAAUCCAAAGGUUCUGAAGUUCCUGCUGAAGAAGAUGAUCAAAUUAAAGAGAGAGCACCCAGCAGUAUGUCUGCUAAAUCUAAUAUUUCUGCAAGAUCAGCGAAGCCUAAAACUUCAGAAGUUCCUCCUGUGAAAAAUGGAGAAGAGGAAUUGGAAGAAAUUGAAGCGAGAGCACCCAGUUCUAUGUCUGAUAAGUCAACUAAGUCCAAUGUCUCUGCAACAUCAAAGAAGUCCAAGGUUUCUGAACUUUGUGUCGAAGAAACCGAGAGAGCAUCCAGCGCUAUGUCUGCUAAAUCAGCUAAGUCCAAUGUCUCUGCAAGAUCAAAGAAGUCCAAGGUUUCUGAACUUUGUGUCGAAGAAACAGAGAGAGCAUCCAGCGCUAUGUCUGCUAAGUACAAUAUGUCAGCAAGACACAAGAAAUACGAAAUUUCUGAUGGUCCCGCUGCAGAACAGGAUCAAACUGAGGAGAGAGCAGCUAGUGCUAUUACUGCUAAGUCUGAAGUUCCUGCUGAUGAAACCGCUGAACCUGAGGAGGAAGCUCCAGUUGACGAUAACACAGAGGAAGAAGUGGAGAUAGCUGAGGAACGAGCUUGCAGCGCUGUGUCUGCUAUGUCCAACGUUUCAGCAAAAUCUAUAGAAUCCAAUGUUUCUGCAAGACCUGUGAAGUCUAACGCUUCAGAAGGUCCUCCUGUGGAAAACGGAGAUGAAGAAUUGGAAGACAUCAGAGAGAGAGCACCCAGUGCUAUGUCUGCUAAAUCAGCUAAGUCUAAUGCGUCUGCAAGAUCAAAGAAGUCCAAGGUUUCUGAACUUUGUGUUGAAGAACCUGAAAGAGCAUCCAGUGCUAUGUCUGCUAAGUCAGCUAAGUCCAAUGUCUCUGCAACAUCAAAGAAGUCCAAGGUUUCUGAACUUUGUGUCGAAGAAACCGAGAGAGCAUCCAGUGCUAUGUCUGCUAAAUCAGCUAUGUCUAAUGUGUCUGCAAGAUCAAAGAAGUCCAAGGUUUCUAAACUUUGUGUCGAAGAAACCGAGAGAGCAUCCAGCGCUAUGUCUGCUAAGUACAAUAUGUCAGCAAGACAAAAGAAAUAUGACAUUUCUGAUGAUCCCGCUGCAGAACAGGAUCAAACUGAGGAGAGAGCAGCUAGUGCUAUGUCAGUCAAGUCAGCCAAGUCCAAUGCUUUAGCAAGAUCAACAAAAUCAAAAGCUUCUAAAGUUCCAGCUGAAGAAACUGCUGAACCUGAAGACCAACCAGAGUAUGCUCCAGCUAGUGCUGUGUCUACUAAGUCUGAAGUUCCUGCUGAUGAAACUGCUGAACCUGAGGAGGAAGCUCCAGCUAACGAUAACACAGAGGAAGAAGUGGAGGUAGCUGAGGAACAAGCUCCCGGGGCGAUGUCUGCUAUGUCCAAUGUUUCAGCAAAAUCUAGAAAGUCCAAAUCCUCAGAAGUUGAAGCUGAAGAAACUGCUGAACCAGAAGACCAAACAGAGUAUGCUACUGCCGAAGUGAAGGCACAAGAGGAAGUAGAAGAAACUGAAGAGAGAGCACCUAGUGCUAUGUCUGCUAAAUCAAAUGUCUCAGCAAGAUCUAAGAAGUCCAAAGUUUCAGUUAUUGAACCAGACCAUAAAACAGAGGAGCAAGCACUCAGUGCUGUAUCAGCUAAGUCACAUGUAUCUGCAAGAUCAAGGAAGUCCAACGUUUUUGAAGUUAAUGCUAUAGAAAAAGCUGAAGAGCAAGUUGAGGAAAAUGUGAAGAAUGCACCAAGUACUGUAUCCGCUAAGUCUGCGAGAUCAGCCAGGACCCAUGCAUCAGACAAAUCCAAAUGCAUUUACUGUAACUCCAAACCCAAAGAUAGUAUAACUUCUGAAGUGGCUGAGAGACCUAAAAGCAACAUGUCCAACGUGUCUUCUCACCUGCAAGUCAAAGGACAAAAGGACAAAAACAAUACGGAUGAUGCCAAAAGCGACAAAGGGAGUGAUAUUUCAAUGAAGACAAACAGGUCAAAGAAGACUGCCACUGGAGAUCAUGUAGACAAUCCCAGACCUAACUCUGUUGCGUCAGAGAGUUGUCUCACUCCUACCCCACCAGACUGCCCACCAACCCCAAGAAAAAUCAAACGACCUGUCAUUUUACUUAGUGGCUCAAGUGACAGUAAUAAGUCACAUGCAGCAGAUCCAGUGGAAGAGAACUCUAACAUCUCAUGCAAUGGCCCCUUGGAAGUGAUAGACAGGAAUGUCAGUGACAACAAAAGUGACAACAGUGGCAAGUGCAAACACGGGAAAGGGGUUUCCUUACUCAGUUUCUCCCGACAGCAGCUGGAAGGAGAUGUCUCUGAGCUGGUUCCUUCCAAUCUACCCAACACCUCUCCAACAGAGGUUGUGAAUGAGUGGCUUAAGAAAAUACCGUCCGACAGUGCGAUGUAUGACAUUGGGGAUGAAUUCAGUGAAAGAGGCCAUUCACCGGAAGAACUACCGCAAAAGGAAAAACCAAAAGGGGAGAUUGACACCACUGCUGAGUGUGAGACUCAAAACGAAAAGGAAGAGCUCAAAGAGACAGUGGCCAACCAUGUGGCUGACAGUGAGGAGCCAGCGGAGACCCCACCAGAGACGCCACCAGAAGACACUCGCCCCUGCACUGCUCCACAGCAAGAUGUAUCAAAGAGCUUUCACUCCUCAGUUCAGGUGAUGAAAGUCCUGUUGAAUCCCAAGCUUGACCGGUGUAACAGCUUACCUGAAGUUUCCCCAGUGUACGGACGUAAACUGAGCACAUCAGCUAGAGGUCUCCUGGAUUGCCUCGCAAAGCUGCAGUUGAUAGACUUUGAUCCAAAUGACGAUGCAAACACCAAGGACACAAGGUACAGAGAGCUAAUGAACAUCCUCCAGUCCCUUUGGUUGUGUGACCCAGCAGAAGCUGGAAAGCAACAGCAGAAUGGCUGUGAUCAACACUCUGUGGACGGUGAUGCCAAAGCGAGGUCGUCCUCUGGGGUGGACGUCAGCAGUGGCUCAUCAGGCUCAGGUAAGUGUUCAGGCGGUGUGGCUCAGGCACCGAACGCAGAGGGCGACGCAUUGGUGAAGGUACAAGAAGUUGAUGAAAUAGCACAGAAAGAUGAAUGCCCAGAGUCCUCAGCACCAAUGUCUGAUCCAGGCACUCCGGAUAUAGCCAGUCAGGUCCAAUGGAUCCCCGAAGAAGGAGGAGAAGGAGGAGGAGAAGGAGGAGGAGGAGAAGGAGGAACAGCAGUGGAAGAAGAGAAACAAAAAGAUGAAGACGUCCCGGCAUCUGAUGAUACCGUUAGAAAUGAAAGUCUGAGAGAAUUACCAGAAACACCCCCGUCUUCCAAUAAGAGCUCAGACCCUCAAGAGGACACAAGCUCUGGCUCGCCUCCGUCUGUCCAAAGGGCACAACUAACCAAAAAGGUUUCCCUGGAUCCUGAUCCUGUCUGGGUCUUGAAUUUACUGAACAAACUAGAGAAGCAGUUCAUGACACAUUAUGUGGAUGCCAUGGCUGAGUUCAAGGUUCGCUGGAACUUGGACAACAACGAACAGCUCGACGACAUGAUAGCCGAACUGAAAGAUGAUGUGCGGAGGAGAAUACAACUAAGCAUCGACAGGGAACUGAGGAAGAUCCACGGUCGGGCAGGAAGACCAAGACCACCCAAAGAAGCCUUGUCACGAGAAUCAACUGCACAAACAGAGACGAGGCGAAGAAGGCUGAAAGUCGUGCGUGACCAGUCCAUUGACAACCGGGUGGAUAAAAGCGACGAUGCAACCUGCACUUCUUUCAGUGACCAACGGAGCGACGAUGAAUAUUGCCCUUGUGAAACGUGUAUACAAAAGAAAAUGGAAUUGGGGCCACUGCUUCCUGCAGAAGUUCUGCACACUGCACCAGUCAUGAUGGCUUUUGAUCUAAAGUCAAUUCUUCAGUUGAAAAAGGACCCUACUCCAAAGACACAAGACGUUGAUGUUACAGAAACUAUGGAUGAAGCCACAUUAGUGAAAGUUAGUAUUACACAUGCUUUUGAUCUAAAGUCAAUUCUCCAGUUGAAAAAGGACAGUCCGCCACAGAUACAAGAAGAAGUCAAUGUUACAAAUGAGGCUGAAGGUGUGGAUGAAGCCAAAGCAGUGGAAACUCCUGUUGAAAAUGUUAUCAACGGGGCUAAGAAGGAGAUGGAGGAAUCACAACAAAAUGAUGCUGAAAUGGGUGACAAAGCUGAGACAGCAGAAACUGAUGUGGAAGUGACAGCUGAAGAUGAAGCAGUAGAAGAGGGGGAAGCUGAAACAGAUACUGCUGAAAAUGAAACAGCAGAAGAAGAAACUGCUGAAGCAGAAAUUGUUGAAGCUGAGACAGCAGCUGAUGAAGCACAGGGAGAGGAGGUGGACGCUGAAUCAAAGAAUGCUGAAGCUGAGAUAGCUGAAGAUGAAGCAGAAGAGAGUGGUAAAGCAGAGGCAGCAGCAUAUCAUGAAACAGCAGGAGAAGAGGAGGAAGCUGAAGCAGAAACAGCAGAAACUGAGACAGCAGAAGAUGAAGCAGGAGAAGAAGAAACUGCUGAGGCAGAGACAGCAGCUGAUAAUGAAACAGCAGGAGAAGAGGAGGAAGCUGAAGCAGAAACAGCAGAAACUGAGACAGCAGAAGAUGAAGCAGGAGAAGAAGAAACUGCUGAGGCAGAGACAGCAGCUGAUGACAAAACAUCGGGAGAAGAAGAGACAGCUGAAGUAGAGGAAGCUGAAGAGGACACUGCAGGAGAGGAAGAAGUUGAAGCAGAAACAGGAGAAGACAAAGAAGCAGCAGAAGAAGAAACUGAUAAAGUAGAGACUGUUAUAGCAGCAGGAUCAACAACAGGAGAGGAGGAGGGCACAGAAGCAGAGACAGCUGAUGAAACAGCAGGAGAGGAAGAGACAGCUGAUGCAGAGGCAGCUGAAAAUGAAACUGCCGGAGACGAGGAGAUUGCUGAGGCAGAGACAGCAGGAGAUGAAGCAGGAGAUGAAGCAGGAGAGGAGGAGACUGCUGAGGCAGAGGCAGAAGCCGCUGAUGAGACAGCGGAAGCAGAGGCAGCUGAAAAUGAAACUGCCGGAGACGAGGAGAUUGCUGAGGCAGAGACAGCAGGAGAUGAAGCAGGAGAUGAAGCAGGAGAGGAGGAGACUGCUGAGGCAGAGGCAGAAGCCGCUGAUGAGACAGCGGAAGCAGAGGCAGCUGAAAAUGAAACUGCCGGAGACGAGGAGACUGCUGAGGCAGAGACUACAGAUGAUGGAACAGCAGGAGAAGAGACUGCUGAAGAAGAAGCAGCUGAAGGGGAGAAUGCAGGAGAGGAAGAAAGUGUUGAAGCUGAAACAGCUGGAGACGAAACUGCCAAAGAAGAGGAGGAUGCUGAAGUAGAGGACAGCUGACGAGGAAACUGCAGAAGCUGAAACGGUUGAAAAUGGAACAGGCAUAGAAGAAGAUGCAGAGAAAGCUGAAAAUGAAACAGCUGAAGGGGAGGAGGAUGCUGAAUCUGAGGCAGCAGAAGAGGAAGCUGCCAGAGACGAAGAGACAGUGGAGGCAGAAACCACUGAUGAUGCAGCAACGGAAGAGGAAGCUGAAAAUAAAACAGCAGGGGAAGAGGAGAUUGCUACAGCUGAGACUGCAGACGAUGAGACAGCUGGAGAACAUGAAACCACAGGGCAUGAGUCCGCAGAAAAUGAAACAACUGGCGAUGAGUCUGCCGAAGUUGAAACAACUGGAGAUGAGUCGGCACCAGCUGAAACUGCAGGGGAAGGGACAGCUGAUGAUGAAACAGCAGGAGGGGAGGAGAGUGCUGAAGAUGAAACAGCUGAAGCUGAAACAGCUGAGGGAGAAGAGCAGACUGCCGGAAAUGAAACUGGAGGAGAUGAGAAUGAAAAUGCAGGAGAAGAGUCAGCAGAAGCUGAGGCAGUUGAAGACGAAGCAGCAAGAAAUGGAGCUGAAGAUGAAGCUGAGGAGAAUUUAGAAAAGGGGGAGGAUGAAACAGCAGAGGAAAAAGAGCCAGUAGUUGAGUCAAACAUUGAGGAGACGGAGGGUCAUGAUGACGUAUCGGAGAUAAAAGCAGACGAUGAGGCGGAGGAGGGAGCAACAACAGAUCAAGAUAUGGUUCAGGAGGAGACAGGAACAGAACAAGAAGAGGACGCAAAUGCAGGAGACGAGGCAGGAGACAAUGCAGGAGACAAUGCAGGAGACAAUGCAGGAGACAAUGCAGGAGACGAGGCAGAAGAAGCAAAGACAAACGAAGUAAACACAGAGGACUUUGCAGAUGGAAGCCAAGACCAAGCCGAAGACGUUGUGGAGGAGUUUGAAAAAGAAGAAGAAGCGGAAACCACGGAGGGCAAUGAGACAGCCAAUGAAGAGGAUUGUUGUGGAAACUUUGGGUACUCAGCCGACGGAGAGGAUGAAGCUGAGGAUGAGUCUGAGUUGGAAGUGUCGACAGAUGAGGGAGAACAAUCAGAGGUGACAGCUAUCAGGGGGAACAACUUGAAGGAAACUGUUGAGGAAACUCCAAUGACCUCAUUCAAUGCCUUGGCCUUAGCAGAGUACUCUGAAGACGGUGCUUACGCCGACGUUGAGGAUUCAGAGACUGAAGGAAACAAUGAGGAGUCAGAGGACCAAGGGGACAAAGAAGAAGGGGAGGAGGGUGGUACGGCAGCAGAUACUGAGGCUGAGCUUCAGGUUGAGGAGACUCCAGUUGAGGAGAUGCAGGAGGAGGAGAAGGAGGAGGAGGCGGAGACUCCAGUUGAAGAGACUCCUGUUGAGGAGUUGCAGGAGGAAGCGGAGGAAGAAGCUGAGGAGAUGGAGGAAGUUGAGAUGGAGAAAGUUGAGGAGACUCCUAUUGAGGAGCUGAAGGAAGAAGCUGAGGAGGAGCAGGCUGAAGUGGAGGAGGAGGCUGAGGAAGAUGAAGCUGAAGAUGGGGCAGCUGAGGAGGAGCAGGAGGAAGUUGAGGAGCAGCAGGCAGCAGCUGAGGAGGAAGCUGAGGAGGAAACUGCUGAAAAUGAGGAGGAGCAGGGGGAAGUUGAGGAGCAGCAGGCAGCAGCUGAGGAGGAAGCUGAGGAGGAAACUGCUGAAAAUGAGGAGGAGCAGGAGGAAGUUGAGGAGCAGCAGGCAGCAGCUGAGGAGGAAGCUGAGGAGGAAACUGCUGAAAAUGAGGAGGAGCAGGAGGAAGUUGAGGAAGAGAAGGAGGAAGUUGAGAAGGAGAAGGAUGAAGCUGAGGAUGAGCAGGAGGAAGGGUUGGAGGAAGCUGAGGAAGAUACUGCUGAAAACGACGAUGCUGUUCAGAAAGAGCCAGCUGAUGAGGGGGAUGACGUCACAAGCAAAGGACAGUCUGAAGACGACGGUGAUGGUGAUGGACCUUCUGGGACAUCUAAAAAGAGCCUACAUUGUCAGCCCACCAAGUCUUCCAUGGAAUCACAACCAGGCUCACUUGACAAAGUCCUGGACGAAGAGGCAGAGAGAGAAUCCAACAGCGAGAAGAGUUCACAGACAGGUUCAGGGGAAGGGUCGGGCCACCUCCUCUCUGUGAAGAGCAACCCGAUGUACCCUACAGACACAGACGACGAAAGCAGGGUGUCAGAAUACACAGAGACAGCCAGCGAGGUCCUCGACCGACAAGUCGUUUCCCCAAAGAAGAAGACUCCGAAGAAGUCUCCAGGAAGAUCUGUAAGGUCAAGCAAGGUCAAGGAAGGUGACAUUGAUCAAGACGAUCUUGACUUCUAA